UGCGAGAGAAAGAGAGACAGCUUGCAUGGGUGUGAGUGUGUGAGGUUGGGAGGGGGUGCACACGUAUGCUCAUGUGUGUGUCCCUGUAUAUGUGUGCACACACACGCAAUGUACUGGGCACCUGUCCUCUGUGGUAUUUGGGGCGUAGUCCUCUUUAAUGGAGCUGCCCAGGUGCCUCCCAGCGGUGACCCUGCUUGUGCCUUGCUUUCUCAGGAGGGAACACGUCUGCUUCUGCUGAAUCCAUGGUCAGUGCUGUUUGGAUUAACAAGGAGAGGAGGCACUCACUAUCCCAGGACAAGGUGGACCCUGAGGCAGCGGGGAUGCUGGAGGAGGCGGACAGUGGCUAUCUGCAGGUCCCCAGGUCUCCAUGGCACACGCACCUACAGAUGUACUGCUCAGUCCAAACCUUCCACCAGGACGCCGGCCAGCAAGUCAAACACCCAGGCAUGUUCCCGGUCUCUGAGCAAGGGCUUCCCCAGGAGAGAGACUCGGGCUUGUUGGAGAGCAAGCAGGUGACUCAGCAAGAGACCACGACCCCAGAGGCAGCCCAGCAUGAGUAUCAGGUAGACCAUCCCCAAACACAGACAGUGGGGUCCGGCUUCCACAACGGCCUUCAGGGUCCUUCCUCCAUCAAGAACCCACAACGGCCUGGAAAACCAGUGCACUACCCAUUUCCCCAGAGGAAAGCGCCCAGGAUCUCCCAAGCUGCCCGGAACCUGGGCUUAUAUGGAGCCCCCUGAGGCUUUCUCCUCAGCCAGAUGGCCCAGCCUUGAGGCCAGCUCUGGUCUCAUCACAGAACCCGGAGGCAGAGCCACCAGGGGGACCCCUCGCUAUGAGCAGAACUGGGCUACCUCACUGGUAGGGAUUGUGGGAAAUGAACUUCACAGUGGGCACAGUGGGAAAUGGACUUCACAGUCCUUUAGAAAAGAAGAGCUUGCCCAGAGCAGAUGGCUCACAGUUCAGGAUGAAAGAGCGCUGUCUGACCCACGCAGCCCAUUCUGCUCACACAGGAAGACAUUGCUACAUUGCUGGGGAGCUCUGGAGGCCUGUUCCUUAGGGAGGUCCAGUAGGACACCUGCUCAGUCCCUAGAACCAGGGAACCAGUUUGAAACAUAAAAAACAGGGACCCUGGCCAAUGGGAUGCCCUAGCAGUGCCCCGGAGUCAAUGAACGUGGACAAUCUGGUUUCCAAUAUCUUCUGGUGAUUUCUCACAUGUUCUGGAGAAGAUGGGCUCUGAGAAUUGGCUUUUUCUGGUUGCUCUGCCUGGAGGCCAGCUCACUUACAAGUCACUACGUUCACUGUCACCAUUUCAGCUUGAGCUUCCCACAGUAUGGUCACCCUGGGGAAAGAGGGGCAGAACAAUGCCACCUGCCACUUUGUGUUUGAGGGGUCUUGGGAAGGUUUGGUCACCUCUCACCGAGACUGCACAUUCCAGUGUCAUCCCAGAUUUACUUCCUCCUGUCCUUCCCUUCCUCACUCCCUUUUCCCUCCCUUCCUUCCUUCCUUCCUUCC
Messenger RNA from Myotis davidii, 1512 nucleotides. Its product is annotated as chromosome unknown open reading frame, human C9orf152. The record is from RefSeq and is a predicted model, not a curated record. The transcript has 2 exons. NCBI's taxonomy places the organism in Eukaryota, Metazoa, Chordata, Mammalia, Chiroptera, Vespertilionidae. Bases 243 to 740 code for a protein of 165 amino acids.